AUGGGUAUUACUCGGGACUCGCGUCACAAGCGGUCAGCCACUGGUGCUCGCCACGCCUACUACCGCAAGAAGAGGCAAUUCGAGCUCGGUCGUCAGGCCGCCAACACCCGUAUCGGCCCUAAGCGCAUUCACGACGUGCGUGUGCGCGGUGGCAACAUCAAGCCCCGUGCUCUCCGUCUCGACAGCGGCAACUUCGCCUGGGGUUCGGAGCACAUCACCGCGAAGACCCGUAUUCUCGGUGUCGUGUACAAUGCCUCGAACAACGAGCUUGUGCGUACUAACACGCUCGUGAAGGGUGCCGUUAUUCAGAUUGAUGCCACGCCCUUCCGUAUGGCUUACGAGAAGCACUACGGCCAGCCCGUGACGAAGCGCCGUAUGCCUGGUACCGCCCCCACGGAGGAGAAUGUGAAGAAGAGCAACCACGUCGAGCGCAAGCUGGCCGAGCGCCGCAAGGAUGGCAAGGUGGAGCCGCUUGUGGAGCAGCAGUUCUCGGCUGGUCGUCUCUACGCUGUGAUUGCCAGCCGCCCUGGCCAGUCGGGUCGCGCUGACGGCUACAUCCUUGAGGGUUCGGAGCUCGAGUUCUACAUUCGUCGUCUCCGUUCGGCCAAGUCGAAGCACGCAUAA
Messenger RNA from Malassezia restricta, 624 nucleotides. Its product is annotated as small subunit ribosomal protein S8e. Gene Ontology annotation, biological process: translation; maturation of SSU-rRNA from tricistronic rRNA transcript (SSU-rRNA, 5.8S rRNA, LSU-rRNA). The transcript has a single exon. Gene Ontology annotation, cellular component: ribosome; cytosolic small ribosomal subunit. The record is from RefSeq and is a predicted model, not a curated record. Gene Ontology annotation, molecular function: structural constituent of ribosome. NCBI's taxonomy places the organism in Eukaryota, Fungi, Basidiomycota, Malasseziomycetes, Malasseziales, Malasseziaceae. The coding region runs from base 1 to 624 and encodes 207 amino acids.